Molecule: messenger RNA, 2649 nt
Organism: Schizosaccharomyces cryophilus OY26
Lineage: Eukaryota; Fungi; Ascomycota; Schizosaccharomycetes; Schizosaccharomycetales; Schizosaccharomycetaceae
Product: Sec23/Sec24 beta-sandwich domain-containing protein
Exons: 4
Coding region: 1-2556 (851 amino acids)
Biological process (GO): COPII-coated vesicle cargo loading; endoplasmic reticulum to Golgi vesicle-mediated transport; intracellular protein transport
Cellular component (GO): endoplasmic reticulum exit site; COPII vesicle coat
Molecular function (GO): zinc ion binding; SNARE binding
Source: RefSeq, a predicted model, not a curated record
AUGAGCGGACCUUUAUCAUGUUCCUCUAAUUGUUCUUCGCGAAAUAGUUCUGAUGAAGGUGCAAUUCCAAGUCCUUUCUAUACCCAUUUGGACGAUGAAUGGAUAACUAAAUCAAUCUCUUCCAGUACCAGCGAGAGCGAGCUUAGUGAGCUUGUUGUAGGGAAAUACAAUCCUAUUUUAUCUGAGCGUCUGGAAAACCGCAAUUCUUUUUCCAAAGUUCCAUACGACCCGGUUGCAAGUGAUUGCGUUCCUACUGUUUUGACCGACUAUACUUUUUUCUUAAAGGAUUCAACGGAUCCUUGCUUUCUUCGCUCAGUAUACAGGACUGUCCCAAGAAACGCUAAUCAAAUUCCUUCUAGCCUGCCUUUCUCCUUGAUCGCACAUCCCUUUUCAGUCAAUAAUCCUGACUGCGUGUACAAUUGGGAAGAUGGAAAAGAAUUAUCAAUUCCAUAUUGCACGAUUUGCGGUGCUUACUUUAGUUUCCACAGCAAUGCAAUUUUCAGCGGAUCACAAUGGAAGUGCGAAUUUUGCGAUACCUGCAACAAUAUAACAGAUGAUUUUGGCUGUAUCCUUCAAGGAGUGUUGAUGGAAAAAGAAAAACUUACAACAAGCAACCUGAUGAAACCAUCAUUUGAUGCUUUGCUAAAAGAAGCUUCAGCUGAAAGUUCAUUUUUGAACAUAUUUCUAAUUGACAUAUCUCGUACAUCCGCUAAUACCGGAUUUAAACGGAAUAUUGUUGAAGCUAUCAACUUCACGCUAACAAGCGAUAAAUAUAAAGCCAAAUUUCCAAAGUCUAGGAUUCUCUUCAUUGGUUAUGAUAAUGCUUUACACUUUUAUCGUUUAUCCAAUCAAUGGGUAAACGAAACUGUUUUGGCUGAUCUGGAAGAGGAUGAAAUGGUAUUCCAUUAUGAUACUUCCAUCGAUCCAAGCCAAAAUGAGUUAGACAUAGUUCGUAUCUUAAGUCACAUUCAAAAAAGUUUGAAUGACAAGACCAACGGCUGCAAUGCUUUAUUUAGCGCUGUGAAAGUUGCAGCUAAACUCUUGGAAGAAAGGCAAGGAAAGAUACAUAUCCUUGGAUUGGACAACGCUAUGCGAAAAGGCAAGUUACUUGUGCAUACAAAAAUGCUAAUGAAUUAUAUAGAGCAUUUAUCAUUGCUAGAGAACCGAAGAAGGCAGCAAUCGUUGCAGUUGUAUACACAGCACUUAAUUGAACAUGGAAUCUCAAUAGACCUAUUUGUGUUGGAAAACGACUCGGAAAUAUACGACGACUUGAUCGAACAAUUAUGUCUAAAAACUGGCGGAAAUUACUUCUUCUAUCUGACUAGUAGUUCGGCACAGUCAACCUUAAAAGGGGAUGUAUUAGAAUCUCUGAGUGGAUUUAUUGGUACCCACGUCAAAAUCAAGGUUUCUUCUUCAAAAGGUCUCCGGGUUAAGCAAAUUAAAGCAGGAAAAGUUAGUGAUUAUCCGAAGGACAACACGCUAAUCAUUUCUGCAAUUAAUUCAGAAACCGCUAUUUAUUUUGAAAUACAACAAACCGCUAGUAUACUAAGUCAAACUGCUUCUAUCCAAGUUCUCACUUUCUACAGAACAGUUGAAAACUCAGAGAGAGUAAGAUGCCAUCAUAUACGGUUACCCAUUGUUUCAUCCAAAAAGGACGUUUUUUCUAAAGCAGAUUGUGAAACUUUAGUAGCUAGCAUGGCAAAACACGCUGCGUAUAUCUCAACUAACCAAAAUCUUAUAAAUCUUCAAAACUGGUUUUGCAAAAGGAUAGUAGACCUUCUGGUUGAAUAUGGUAGUCAACGAGGUCCAGAUUCCGAGAUAUACGGAUAUUUGCCAGAAAACUUGAAAAGUUUUCCGUCGUAUAUGAUGGCAUUGAUGAAAUCAAGAGUUUUUAUUAGCAAUCCAUCGAAAGCAGGUAGGAAUACUUUUUUCAACUUCAAAAUAAAAACAGGACAUGUUAAAGUCAUUUGCAUGAUGAUCUAUCCUGUUAUCAUUCCUCUUCACAAUAUGGGCUUUAAAUCAGGAUUUAACGAUCCAAAUUGUCAAUUGAAUAUUCCGGAGCCUACUGCUGCUUCAAGUCGAUGUAUGAAAGUUAAUGGUAUUUAUUUAUCCUUUAUACAGGGAAAGGUUUACCUGUGGACGCACGGUGGAGUCUCAGCUACUUCUUUCCGUAAUUUUUUCACUUCUGACAAAGGUCAUUUUCUUAUCCAGCAAUCAAAUUCGCAUGAAUACAAGUCGAGAUUUGCAAUACAAAUUGAGAACAUCUGCGAUUACUUAACGAAAAUUACAGAAGUCGACUUUUCUCGUGUUCAUUGCAUAUCCCAGCAAGAUAAUGGAGAAACGCAAACCGAAAUUUUAGAGUGUUCACUUGGUUUAGUUGAAGACCAACUUUUUAACUCAAUGGAUCUCGAUCAAUUUCAAAACAGCCUCAAAGCACUUGCUCAAGAAAAGAGUCAAAAUAGAGGAACAUUUUCUUCACUUAAUGCUAUAGACAUGAAAUCAUUCUUUCACAAAAUCAGGUUCCAAAAACAAGAUAUAUUCAAACAAAUUGCUUGAUCUGUGUCAUAAUAUUUGUUUGUUUAUUUUUAUUUAUAAAUAAUUGGGUUUUCAUCUUUUGAUAGUAAAUAUAACUCGUUGUUUCUCAAUGCA